AUGGCAGCGCUGCCUCCGAACUUUGAUGUGCACAUGUCAUACAAGAUAAAGACGACCAAAUCGUCAAAGAAGCUCAACAAGUUCUUUGGCGAGCAGGCACCACACGAUAUCUGCGUGCGCGAGAUCCGCAAUGAAGGACUAAAGGCGCUACUGCAAUCGAAAAUACCGCUCUGCUAUUUCCUGUAUCAUUUACUGGAGGAAUUCAGUUGCGAGAAUUUGUUCUUCUUUAUCGAACUCGAACAAUACGCGUCAUUUACGUAUGUGUCGCACGUCCAACAACUCGCCACGGCACAGCAUAUCCACAACACGUAUCUAACGCGCAACAGUCACUUUGAGGUCAACCUGGACGACAAGGUUCGGCGGCAGGCUACGGCGGCACUGGAAGAUCAGCGGGUGGAAGGGUUAUUCGACAAUGCGAAACGGGCAGUGUAUUCGUUGCUCGAGUCAAGUUUUAUGCGCUUCUGUCAAACAGACACGUUUACCAAAAUGGUUAUGAACUGUGGUAAGUAG
Messenger RNA from Zychaea mexicana, 510 nucleotides. Its product is annotated as RGS domain-containing protein. The transcript is spliced from 2 exons. NCBI's taxonomy places the organism in Eukaryota, Fungi, Mucoromycota, Mucoromycetes, Mucorales, Lichtheimiaceae. The coding region runs from base 1 to 510 and encodes 169 amino acids. The record is from RefSeq and is a predicted model, not a curated record.